Messenger RNA from Carcharodon carcharias (great white shark), 2575 nucleotides. RefSeq names its product myocardial zonula adherens protein-like. Lineage: Eukaryota; Metazoa; Chordata; Chondrichthyes; Lamniformes; Lamnidae. Gene Ontology annotation, biological process: maintenance of ER location; intracellular signal transduction. The coding region runs from base 413 to 1876 and encodes 487 amino acids. Gene Ontology annotation, cellular component: intracellular anatomical structure; RNA polymerase II, holoenzyme; nuclear envelope. The record is from RefSeq and is a predicted model, not a curated record. The transcript is spliced from 14 exons.
CAGGUGAAAUGCUGCUUGACAAGUCGGGUGAGGAGGUAGUCCCAGAUGUGUCAUGAUAAAUGUAACAAUGCUAAGUAACAAACGAAUUCACCAUCUUUCUGGGCUGGGAUGUAAACAGGUGGCUGUUUGAGAAGACAUUCGCUUCUGAUGCAAAUCCCGGUUGGUCACAGCGUUCCUUCGUACACUUAGCUUGUGGUGUGCGCCCCUCGGGUUUUUAACAACCCCCUGAACCUCCAAAGCUUAUCAAAGGUCACGCCUUUAAGGUAGGGUUGUAAAAGUCACAGACUAAACUGAGACUGGAACUGUUGGCAGAAGAGUAACAUGUGGUAAGGAGAGUUGCUGACAACGUUUUGCUAGCAGCUGGCGAAGUCAAAGUUGGGGAGUCUUGGGACCAGUAACAUUCGCCGGAGCAAUGCUACACUUUAAGACAGCGACAACCUGCACGAUUGCAGAACCACCGGAGCCUGUGAGGAGGGGUAACAUUCGAAGAGUACGCCUCACUCUCCACACGGAUGCAAACUCCACCUCGGCCCGAGAUGAAACCAGGAGAGGAAAACCAGAAACGGAGGAGAAAACCAACACAGGAGACAAUAGGAAACGCAAUGGAUUUCUUCAACCUGACAAGAACAGCACACAAUCAUCUACAGGGCAUCUCGCCAAUGGCUUGGGUUCAGAGGAAUCUCCUCGGGUGUAUGGUGUGGUGCAGCGAGCUGACGCCAGUAAGGCAGAGGUGGUUGUGUACGAAUGGUCAGUUAACCAGCUUAAAGAGGAGAUGAACUACAUUAAGGAGGUGAGGCAUUCACUGGCGAAAGCCAGACAGCAAAUGUUUGGUGAGUUCAGUGGAAUGAAGGAGAAAAUACAAGAGCUGGCAGAUGAAAUGAAGAUCUCUGAGGCACAGCAGGAGUCCCUGCAGAAAGAGGUGAGGAAUAAUUCUUCAGCCCUUGAGCAGUACAGCCAGAUGAACAGAUCCCUGACAACUCUGACGAUUGACAUGCAGAAGUCUCUCUUAGAUUCAGCAAUACAUGCCAACAAGAGGAUGGAGGAAAUGAAAGAACUCCGAAAGUCAUAUCACCAGUCACUGGAGCAAAUGAAAGAGAAGGAUCAGCAGAUACAGAAUGUGCAAGCUGAAAAUCAGAACCUGAAACUCAGGAUAGAAUCUUCUCAGGAAGCCAAUGCCAGUACAAUACGGGAUAUGACCAGGAAGCUCUAUGGUCAAUAUGAAGCUAAACUGAAAGAGGCUGAGCAGCAGCACAAGGCUGAAAUGGAAGCCAUUCAGGCUCGAAUAAGCCAGGCCCUUGAAGAACUGGAGGAAGCCAACAAGAAGGCUGCAGCAGCAGAACAAAAACUAGCAGAGAGGGAUGAAAGGAUUCAGGAGUUGGACCAACUCGUUGCUCGAAUGGUGGAGGAGCGUCACCUUUUGCAGCAGAGGUUACAGGAGCAAGAACGGCAGCUCUGGCAGCUUAGACAGAGAGACGAACUGGACUCCAGAAACAUCAAAAGGUCCCAAAAACUGGAGGAGGAGGCUGCCAGUCUGCGGGAAAGAAUUCAGCACCUGGACAACAUGGUACACUGUCAACAGAGGAAAGUCAAGCAAAUGAUUGAAGAGAUCGAAAUUCUGAAAAGUAAAAUUCAACAGAAAGAUGUAACAAUCGAGGACUUAAUGGAAAGGAUUUCAUUUUUGGAAGCUGAGAAUAAAGAACUACAGGACAAGUUGGACUACAUGAUGUCUCUGGACCAACAAAAAACAGUGGACACCAGGGAACAAGCGGUGUCAUGUGAUAUCCCCAUCAGGAUUACUCCAGUAAAAUGCAACCGACAUACCUCAACGCCAUACACGAGGCUGAUGGAAUUAAGUCUCCAGAGACAGACAUCCUGAACGUGCUGCCUUUUUACAAUAUCGAUGUUCAGUUAGGUGUGCGGAGCUGCCCACCAGCCGCAGCCUUCAGCCGCUUUGACUAGAGCUGGCGCGGCUCAGAGCUGGUGAGGCACAAAGGUGAAGAUGACUUCUUUAUCAAACAAGUGCAAUAUCAUUAAAAUUGAAGGAGAAAAGGGCUCUGUACUAAUCCAUUAAUGUCAGGCAAUCUCUAUUUCACAAGUGAGUUAAACAAAAGACAAUGCAGUAUUUAUUAUCGAUAUAUAUUUUAUAUUACACCAUAUUUGUUUAUUUAGGAACUGUAGUCAGUUUUAUAUGUGUGCUUAUAUAUGAAUAUAUUAUAUGAAUCUCUAAAAUAUAUGUUAUAUAGAUAGAUAUAUACCCACAAGCCAUGAAGCGGUUUUGCAAAAUUAUUCUCUCAAUGUUGAUGUGCUAAAAAUGUGUAGUGACAAAUAAUGUGUUACUGUCCUCUAAGCUACUGCCUCACGUUUAGCACUGCAAUUGAAUGUGACUAUGGCAGCUAUGUCAGAGUUGCUCUUAUUCAUUCCAAUUACAACUGAAUACUAAAUGUGAAAUGAGUUUAUGUUCUGCUUAGAACCAUGAAGCAUAUAACCUAAUGAAAUGAAAUGUAAUUUUGAAUGAAAUCUUCACUAAUGGAAUAGAAUUGAAUUAUUUAUAAAGAUUGUCAAUUUUAGGUGUGAA